GCUUUUUACUGUUUUGGUGUGAUUCAUACAAUUUGUACUGUAUAUGAUUGUUGGGAAUAUAAUCACAUCAUUUUGACCUCAAGAUUUCAUGACCAGAUGUCCGAUGUUAGCUAAUAAAACAAUGUCUAAUUAUGAGGUCUAAACAUUUAAAAAUAUAUAGUUAAUCUGAUCUCCAAUAACAUGCAAUUUUAAGAAUACAAGUAUUACUUGGAUGGUUAAAUUCACAUUGAGUAUGUAAAAUAUGGGUCCAGAGGCUAAAUAUCCACAUUUAUAUGAAAGUCUGUACUCAGAUAACAAUUAUUAUAUAUUUAUUUGUAAAAUAAAUUACAUGUAUGGCUCUAUUAUUCUCUUUUAAGAAACUUAUUUUAGUUUUGGUUGUGCUGGGUCUUCAUUGCUGCAUGUGGACUUUCCCUAGUUGUGGUGAGCAGGGGCUCCUCUUUGUUACAGUGUGCGGACCUCUCAUUGUGGAGGCUUCUCGUUGCAAAGCACACACUCCAGAUGCACCAGCUUUAGUGAUCGCAGUACGCAGGCUCAGUAGUUGCGGCUUGCAGGCUCUAGAGGUGGGCUCAGCAGUUGUGGAGCACGUGCCCAGCCAGUCACUGGCAUGUGGAACCCUCCCAGACCAGGGAUUGAACCCAUAUCUCUGCACUGGCAGGUGGAUGCCCAUCCACUGUGCCACCAGGGAAGUCUGAUAUUAUUCCUUUUUAACUUGAGAAGUAAAUAGAAUUUUGUAUUCUCUUACAAGUUUUAGAUAUUUAUUCACACUUUUAUGUAAUUUGGGAUAGCAAAAAUCAGUUUAUUUUAACCAAUAAAGUAAAUAAGAGAAUAUUAAUAAACUCCUUAAAAGUCUACACAUUUAGGUUAUUACCUAGGUGUGAAGGAUUUUUAAGGAAGAAGUUCUUGCUCGUGAUAUAUUCCAAUAAUUGGUGUUCUUUUAUCAACCAUAAAAAGCCUUUAAGUUAAAUACACUCCACAUAAAAUGUUUUUAUAGGGAUAAAUAGAUUUUCAGUUUAAUAUGAAAAUAUUCUGGGAUCUACUUCUACAGUUACUAAAAUAUUAAGUUCAGAAAUUUGAGUAUACAGAAACUGUUAUUUCCAUUUUAUUCUUGGUUUUCCUAAUAUAGGAUGGGACUAGUACUUCCCUGACCUAUCCACAGAAGCUUGCAAAUAAUUUAGAGCUCAGUUGUUUUGUUUGAAUUUAUGUAUAAAUUGAAAUAUCUUAUACUCUUUAUUUUUACCAGUAAUGCAUUUGGCAGAAUAACUGGAAGAGUGUAAUUCUCCAAUAAAUAGUUUAAAAAGGUAAUCAUAAGAUAUGACUUGCAUUUGGAUUUGAUAAUUAUUCAGAGGUGGCUGUCUUGCUAUUUUUUCCAGAAUGCUUCUGGUUUUAAUGAUUUGAACAUGUGAGUCCUUUAGGACAGUAAAAGUGGUGGAUUCUCCCUUGUCCCUGUCCUGCCACCCUGCUCUGCCACCACUGCCUCCUCACACAAACUAUACUGAACUUACUGCUCUGAAAAUUUCUGUUGAAUGGUUAAUUGAAUGAGUGAAUAAAUGAAUCUUUUAGAUGUGCCUAUAGAUGUCGUGACAUUUAGUAAUAAAGUGGGGGUGGGGGAACCUUGUUAAAAUGUAUUUUUAUAAAGAUAGUGGAAAAAGUUUGAAAUUGCACAUGGGUCUUUUAAAAUACAGCAGAACAGGUAUCAGACCACCCCAAAGAAUUCUUGGGUGAAGUGAGAAGCUGGCAGGUCCCAGUUGACUACAGACAGCUGCAUCCUGGCAGCUGAUUGGCUCCACAGUUGGAGGCUGCACAAACUCCGCAUUGGGUGGUAGCCAAUGCUAAAGGUUGGAGCCUGCCUGUGGAACUUGCUAGCUGGAGCCAAAGCCCACUUCCUCUUUUGCAGGAGCUGCCCUUAUAAUGAGUAAGAAUGGGUUUGGGAGCUAUGGGAGCAUUUCUGCCCCAGGUGGAGCCAGCGGAAGCAGUGACCCACUGUCUCAGGGCAGGGUAGCUCUUGCUACUAAGUCCAUGGGAUCCAGGGCCCAAAUCCAGGCUAUUGUUCCUUGUGUAAACCAACUGCUCACCUCCACUCUGGUUGAUAACAUCUUCAAGAAUAGAGGAAUCAAGAUUUCCCAAGUUUCUGUCAUGGGAAUAAUCAGGCAGGCAGAGAAGACUGUAAGUUUUUAUAAGAUUGAUGAUAUGACCAGUAAACCUAUCAAGGUCUGCCAGUGGGUUGGCAGAGAUAAAGCAAAGCAGGAGGUGACUCUGCUUCCAGUGGGAGUAUAUACAGUGUUUGGUAUCCUCGAAUGUUCUGCGGAAGUGAAGAGCCUUGAGAUGUUGAAAAUCCAUGUCCUCCAGGACAUGAACGAGUACAGCACACAUAUUCUAGAAACGGUCAAGGUACACAUGAUGCUGGAUAACACCUGCCAAGCGGCCUCUGGGCAAAGUGGCCCUGUUGAUCCAUCAGAAAUGGGUGAAGCCCAGAAGCAUGGUGAGCACCACCCCAGUUUCGUCCAGAACGAGGUGCUACAUUUGAUUCAUGAGUGUCCUCCAUAGGAAGGCAAGAGCAUUCAUGAGCUCCAGACCAAGCUUUGCGACCUGAGCAUCCGGACUGUCAAGCAAGCCAUUGAUUAUCUGACUGUGGAGGGCCACAUCUACCCCACUGUGGAUGAAGAGCAUUUCAAAUCUGCUGAAUGAAACACUGAAAACUUUUUUUUUCAUUUUCCGAAGACCCUGCCUCCUGUUGUGACUGAGUUUGUUUGACUUUUAGGAAGUAGAUUUUUUUUUUAACAAAAGAUUGGAAGUGGCAUCCUUUGGAAACUCACUGCUUUUCUAGCUGCUUUGAACUUAACUGUUUUUCUAACUAUAUUUGAAGCUUAGAAAGAGAUGAUGAUGAAUAAGUUGACUGGCCUUUUUGUAGGAUUUACCAAUGAACAGAUGAAAACACUCCUGGAUGGAUGAAUUUGGGGAAGCAAAAGUACAGAAAAAGUUGAAAACUAUUAUUUUCUUGCGUGGGAGCUUCUUUUUCCGAAAUAUCUAAGUAUUAGGAGAAAAUAGAUGCAGUCAAGGAGCCAGUUAAGAGACAAAAAAAAAGUGUUGUUUUUACAUAGACUCAUUUUCUAUGUUUUGAUUUAGCAUCUUAUAUUCAUACUGUUAUGUUAUGCUAAAUAUAAUAGCUGAUUAAUUCAGAUGAACUAAAGAAAGUAGCUUUUGAAUUCAGGUACCCAGUUCAUGUUCAUAUAGUAAUCUGCUCUUAUUACCGUAAGUUUAUGUUUUUUAAAAGAUAAAAUUAUACUACAUUUAAAUGGCAGGGUCAGCUUUAAUUUUUUUUCUUAAAGUAUAAUUGUUUUGAAUUCAGUGUGGUAAUAUUUUUAUAAAUUAUAAUCUCUUGUAGUUGCAUAGUACACAGAUACCAGACUUGAUGUAAGUUUUAUGUUUUGAUGUAUUAUUUAUAAUACUAAAUACUGUAUUUUAUGUAUAAGAAGGUUUUAUUCUUUAGGUUAGAUGAACAAGUACUUAUAGGAAUAUUAUUAAGCUUAGCAAGUUUAAUGAAAGUUUAUGCAAACAUUUUAUUAAAGCACUUUUGCAAAUC
This is a messenger RNA of Bubalus bubalis (water buffalo), 3580 nucleotides long. RefSeq names its product replication protein A4 (gene RPA4). Gene Ontology annotation, cellular component: site of double-strand break; DNA replication factor A complex; nucleus. Gene Ontology annotation, molecular function: DNA binding. Gene Ontology annotation, biological process: DNA replication; double-strand break repair via homologous recombination; nucleotide-excision repair. The record is from RefSeq and is a predicted model, not a curated record. Lineage: Eukaryota; Metazoa; Chordata; Mammalia; Artiodactyla; Bovidae.